AUGACCAUCACGUCCCGGCAGACAAUAUUGCCAGCUCGCGCUUUUAAUUCAGCCGACAAAAAUGCAACAAAGCCUCCGCCAAAGGUGUUCCCUGUCCCGGAGCCUCCUUUCAAGGGUUACCAUCCCCCGCAGCCGGACGGAUAUCAGCAGAGCAAAGCUUCCCCCAGCUCGAGCGCUAUAGUCAUCGACAAUGGCGCGCAUACCGUCAAGGUCGGAUGGUCUUUCGACAAGAAUCCCCGAUUCAUCUUCCCUCCCGUGAUGAGCCGCUACCGAGAUCGCAAGCUCAACAAGGCGUGUCAAUUUGUGGGAUACGAUGCCUAUGUGGACGCCACGACUCGCGGUCAAAUGCGAUACGCAUUCGAUCCCGGUACAAGCAUUGUGGGUAACUGGGACGUCAUGGAGGGCGUGCUGGACUAUCUCUUCUUGAAGUUGGGAGUGGACGGUGAAAACGGAGGAGUGGAUAGACCUAUUGUGAUGACAGAGCCGAUCGCAAACCUGACAUAUCCAAGGCGAAUGAUGAACGAGAUUCUGUUUGAAUGCUACUCCGUCCCGUCCGUUGCUUACGGCAUCGAUUGUCUGUUUUCCUACCGAUAUAACCGCGGAAAGGAUGGCCUGAUUAUUUCGUCCUCUCAUACGUCGACGCACGUCGUGCCGGUUCUCAAUUCUAAGGCUUUGCUUUCGAACUCGUCACGGCUCAACUGGGGUGGUUACCAAUCUUCUGAUUACCUGUUGAAGCUGAUGAAGCUGAAAUAUCCGACUUUCCCUGCCCGCAUGAAUGAGAAUCAGAUGGAGGGCUUGAUACAUAAGCACUGCUAUGUCUCUACAGAGUAUGACCAGGAAGUGAGCCAUUACUUGGACUGGGAUGGUCUGGAGGACCGAGACCAUGUAAUCCAGUACCCCUACACGGAGCACGUCGUUCCAGAGAAAUCGGAGGAGGAGCUCGCGCGCAUCGCGGAGCGCAAGAAGGAGAGUGGACGACGGUUACAAGAACAAGCCGCGAAAAUGCGACUAGAGAAGCUGAUGAAGAAAGAGCAAGAGUUGGAGUACUACAAGGAUCUACAGCGAGGGCUGGCCCAGGAAUCCAAACGAGAAGUCAAGAGAAUACUUGAGGCCGAGGAUCUCAAAGAUGAGGCGCACCUGGAGCGGACGAUCCGAGAUCUAGAGCGUUCGAUCAAACGAGCACGGAAUAAGGAUCUUGGGAUCGAGGAGAAUGAGGAGAACCCUGAAGAGAUGUCGUUCCCUCUCCUCGAUGUCCCCGAUGAGGAGCUCGACGAGGCGGGUCUCAAAGAGAAACGCCAUCAACGACUGAUGAAGUCGAAUCUCGAGGCUCGCCAGCGUGCAAAGGCCGAAAAAGAGCGGGAAAAGGCUCGCAAGGAGGAGGAAGAGCGGCUCGACAACGAACGACGAGAAAAUGACUUUGAAAACUGGCUUGCCGAGAGGAGAGCUGCUCGACAGGCCUUGAUACAAAAGAUCAAAGAGCGUGAAAGGCUGAAGGCCGACCUCGGCAACCGCAAGUCCCUUGCCAGCCAGAUGCGGAUGAAGACACUUGCGAAUCUGGCGUCAGACGGGCCCAAGAAGCGACGGAGGGGAGGCGAUGACGAUACCUUUGGAGCCAACGACGAGGACUGGGGUGUGUAUCGUACUGUUGCCACCGGUGACCAAAGCGACGAGGAGGAGGAAGAGGACCUCACCAACGCGCUC
Molecule: messenger RNA, 1701 nt
Organism: Rasamsonia emersonii CBS 393.64
Lineage: Eukaryota; Fungi; Ascomycota; Eurotiomycetes; Eurotiales; Trichocomaceae
Product: Chromatin remodeling complex subunit (Arp5)
Exons: 4
Biological process (GO): regulation of DNA-templated transcription
Cellular component (GO): cytoplasm; Ino80 complex
Source: RefSeq, a predicted model, not a curated record